AAUGCGAGCAAAGCGGUACACAAAGAAGCAAAAAAUUAGUUUAUGGCAGUAGGCAUGGCUCGUCUAUAUGCGCAAACUUGCCGGGCGCAAAAUAAUCAUCGAUAUAACCUGGUGUGAGCCGGCGUUUCGAAUUCAUUCGUAAAGUUGCCGCUUCUACGUAAUAUUUGUUUACAAGUGAUUCAUUUUGUAUGUGUAUGUGAUUCCCAAAAAGUUAGUAAUUUUAUUCGGAAAUUUAAAUUCAAAUAAAUUGACUCAAAGAUUAAACUUUCUCCUCAUAUAAAAACGGUUUAGUGAAUUAAAUUGACAGUGUAGUUAACAGUUAAAUAAUGGCAAAGGAUUGGUUAUUUAGAGUGUGUUUAGUGUUUGUGUUAUUUUUGUGCCUUGAUUUAGUGAUAACACAAUUUCCAAAUGGAGAAGGAGAUGUACCAAAAUGUAAAUUACCCAGUGGAGAAUCAGGAGUCUGUACACCUUUAAGACGAUGCCCAAGUGGUCUCCAACGUUACCGAGCAGACAAACGCAAAAGUUUGUGUUGGGUGCGCGGAUACAUUGCUUAUAUCUGCUGUGAUCCAAACGAAGAAAACUCUGAAAAACCCCGUGUGGGAGACAAGAGCAAAUCAAAAUGUGAAGAAUGGUACCCACGCAGAAGCUACUGGUUUGGCAGCGGCGCCCUCAUAGGCGGCUUUCAAAGUCUCGCAAAGGAAUUUCCGCACAUGGCAGCGCUUGGUUAUGCGGACGGCGAUGAGACCCGCUGGGCUUGCGGCGGAAGUUUAAUUAGCGAGAAGUUUGUGCUAACCGCAGCGCAUUGCAUCAAGAAUAAAGAAUUAGGUGAAAUUACAAAAGUACGUCUUGGCGAUUUGAAUCUCAAAUCGACCACUGACGAUGCUCAACCGAAGGACCUUGCAGUGCUUCGUACAAUACGACAUCCCCAGUAUAAGUCUCCAUCGCAGUAUCACGACGUGGCACUGGUUGAACUCAGUGAGGCACUGCAAUUUAAUGAUUUCAUUAAACCUGCUUGUUUGCAAGUGAACAGAGAAGAAUCGUACUAUGAAUUGAUUGCUACAGGGUGGGGCAAUUUGGAAUAUACAGGUCCACCUGCAGAACACCUUCAAAAAGUGUUUCUUGAUCCGUAUGAUAAUGAACUAUGUAAUGAAUUUUAUCAGGAUACAAAUAAACGUCGGUUGGCUAGAGGUAUAGAUGAUGAUAGUCAACUCUGCGCUGGUGGUAUUGACAGGGACACAUGCCAGGGUGAUUCUGGUGGUCCUUUACAAGUAAAAAACGAACAUCUCAUUGGAGGCUAUACUAUAGUAGGCAUAACUUCUUUUGGAAAGGCUUGUGGAUUAUCGGAUAGUCCUGGUGUGUACACCAGGGUCUCAAAUUAUAUAAAAUGGAUCGAAUCGAUCGUAUGGCCCAAUUGGUGUGCAAUUUUAUUUAAUUUUUUACAAGAAUUUAAUGAGUUUUCCAGUGUGAAUUCAACGUACACGCAAGAAAAAAAUAAGUCAACAAGUUGUCGUGCUUGGUCAUCAAGGUCGUCCUUAAUUUUACUACGUUUUAUUUGUUUACUAUCAUCACACCACCACCGGUUUAGUCAGCCAGAGGUUUCCUGUAUUCUGCGACGACGAGUCAGUUACUGCAUUGCAUUCAAGUGUAACGGGCACGCAUUUUGUAGUUUUGCUCACAGAAUGGGUUUUUUGAAACUUUGUUUUAUACAUGUUUGCAUUUUAAUUUUUGUUUUGGUGUGUUGUCAAGCUCAACCUCAACUAAAUGAUUCCUGCGUUAUGACUGAUGGUAAUCUAGGAAUAUGUUUGCACUUCAAAAACUGUCCAAGUGCUAUUGAAUUGGUUAAAUCCAGGAAAGGAACACCUAAUCAAUGUGGGUUUGAAGGAAAACAUCCAAUUGUCUGUUGUGAAUCAAAGGUGUUAUUAAAAACAAGAGUUGUAGGAGAAAUAAGCAGACAAAAAUGUGAAGAAGCAUAUCAAUUCUUACCUGCUACCACAAAACCACCACCUACCACUGAACCACCACUGCCUGAUAAUUUAACCCUUGCAGAAAUAAUUGAAUGGGAGAAACGAAGGGAAGAAGAGGCAGCAAAAGCUGGUAAACCUUUACCAGGCGUACAUAAAUCCGCUGUAGGUGGUGUCGAUGCAAAACCACAAGAAUUUUUUCACAUGGCGGCACUUGGUUACGGUGAACGUGAUCAAAUCAUAUGGGGAUGUGGUGGUAGUCUUAUAAGUGAAAAAUUUGUUUUAACUGCGGCUCAUUGCAUCCAUACCUCUAUUGGAUCAGUACAAUAUGUCCGUCUAGGUGAUUUAAAUCUAAAACUUACCAAUGAAGAUGCAAAACCUCAGGAUUUUGACAUCGUAAAACUUAUUCUUCAUCCGAAUUAUAAGGCACCUUCGGUAUAUAAUGACAUUGCAAUUGUUGAACUUUCUGGAGUAGCUGUGUUUGAUAAUUAUGUGCGACCUGGAUGUCUUUACACUGAGUCUGAAGUUCCUGAGAAGGAUUUAAGCGCUACUGGUUGGGGUUUGACAAGUUUUAAUGGUGAGCAGGCUGAUCACCUUCAAGAAGUUCAACUGCGUCUAUUCACGUUUGAAUCGUGCCAGAAAUCUUAUGCUUCAAUGUCUAAAAGAAGAUUGGCGAAUGGAAUUGAUGAUAAAUCACAAGUUUGUGUCGGAGAGACUUUUAGAGAUACUUGUCGGGGUGAUUCUGGAGGUCCGCUUCAUAUUAAAAAUCAGCUGUAUCCCCGAGGGUAUCAAGUAAUAGGAAUAACUUCAUUUGGUAAAGCUUGUGGAGUUGGUAUUGGAGCAUCUGUGUAUACACGAGUUUCACAUUAUAUUGAAUGGAUAGAAUCCAUUGUUUGGCCAGAAACUUAAUUACAAAACUCUGUUAUUUCUUAGGUUUUUCCAUUUUGGGAUUUAAUUAAUUGCGCAUUAUUAACUGUCACUGAUAAUGUUAAUCUGGCGAUACAUAUUCGUAGAAUUAAAAUGCGCAACAGCACAUGAUUAAUUGAAUUGAAUUCCAAAAUAGAAAUAUAUGAAUAUGAUGUAAGUGUUUACGUAAAUAAAAUUUGUAUUUUAUUUGCA
Molecule: messenger RNA, 3080 nt
Organism: Dalotia coriaria
Lineage: Eukaryota; Metazoa; Arthropoda; Insecta; Coleoptera; Staphylinidae
Exons: 13
Coding region: 327-2870 (847 amino acids)
Biological process (GO): proteolysis
Molecular function (GO): serine-type endopeptidase activity
Source: RefSeq, a predicted model, not a curated record